Molecule: messenger RNA, 747 nt
Organism: Suillus fuscotomentosus
Lineage: Eukaryota; Fungi; Basidiomycota; Agaricomycetes; Boletales; Suillaceae
Exons: 4
Coding region: 199-693 (164 amino acids)
Source: RefSeq, a predicted model, not a curated record
AUUCGACAUCUCGGAAUCUCCCACGAACCUCAUCCUCUCGCCCAAUUCACGCCAAGUUCCAACUAGCUUACAUACGAUCUCCGAUGACACUAAAAUCUUCAUAUGUGACAUUCCGACCAACAUCCUUGCUAGCAUUGGGCUUGAAGCACAGCCUAGUACCAAUAAAGCUGAUUCACGCCAUGCUAUUCUGCUCAACGUAUGUGGACCCGCCCUUUCCUUCAUCUGCACCACACUGUUAUUCAUUACAAGUCCGAUGCGAUACCUCGUUCCGUGCGUCGUAAACCAGUGAUAAUACCUGCCAUGUCUCCCAUCCCUCGACCUUUGCCUGCCAGGUAUCCACAUGCUCGCCUCCGCUUUCUACGCAAGCUCUUUUCUCGUACAGACGCGGGUCGCAUCGAUGAGCCUAAUCCCCUGGAUGUAUGUUUCUUUUACCUGUUUGCCUCCCAGUUGACUCCAGUUAACUCACAGUUUCCUGCUACAUCACCCCUGCCUCGUUCACUUCCAAUACACGACGAGAAUUCUCGAUGCACACCAGCACCACCCAAUCCUCCGUUAUCAAUAAUUCCCCAACCCUCAGAUCAAAUCGACUAUCAAGCUGGUGGCGUGCAUCGCCAACUAUCGUUGAUGUUCCUCUCGCGCCGGGUAGACUGCGGUAUGCUGCAGCGGGCGCUCCCGGCCCUGAUGAUGAGUUGAUACGCGACGAAGAUUAUGUCUCUCCCCCUUCCCCUAAUCCCGGCUCGCGCCCAG